Messenger RNA from Aphanomyces astaci, 5939 nucleotides. RefSeq lists its product as hypothetical. Lineage: Eukaryota; Oomycota; Saprolegniomycetes; Saprolegniales; Verrucalvaceae. The record is from RefSeq and is a predicted model, not a curated record. Bases 1 to 5826 code for a protein of 1941 amino acids. The transcript is spliced from 12 exons. Gene Ontology annotation, molecular function: metal ion binding; protein binding.
AUGCUGGCACCAGGCUGGGAGCAAGUACAAGAUGCACAAGGGCGUGUAUUCUACGUCAACCACGAUACCAAGGAGACGUCGUGGACACCGCCGUCGUCGCUUCCGCUGCCCCCUGGAUGGGAAGAGCUACGCGAUGCCCAGGGACGUGUGUACUUUGUGGACCAUGCCACGCGCACGACAACAUGGAUUGACCCGCGCGAAUCUCAACUCCACCAAAUGGCCAACGAGUUGGAUCGAUAUGCCAAUCAAUCCUCUCGAGACUCCACGACUCUCUCUUCUGUGGAACCUACGGUGGAGUAUGCACCUACGUCGCCGGUGGACUUCUCCCAACCAUCUAUUGCCGCGGCGGCAGUCCAUCGUGGCAGCAUGCCGUCGCUGUCAUCGCCUGUCCAACCCCCCAUCCUCCGUUCGUCGUCCUCUGGGUCGUCCACCCUCCACCUCUCCAUCUCCACACCCCUUGUCCGUACGUCGUCCUUUGGCGGCACCGCCCUCUCGUCGUACUUUCCGCCCGUGGUGGUUCCCGACGGUGCCCGACAAGACUGCACGCAAUGCCGGUUAAAAUUUGGCGUCCUCCGCCGUCGACACCAUUGUCGGCUCUGUGGUGGCCUCUAUUGUGCGGAAUGCGCCGACUUCAAGGUAUCCAUCCCAACCCUCGAAGGUCGAGCUACGGUAUGCCGUCGAUGCCACCGGAAUGCACUGGCAAACGACUUUUACUCGAUUGGGAGCUUGGUCACGUUGCUGAUAAAGCAACCAGGCAGUGUGCCCCAAAAAGUGGAAAAAUUGCGCGCAUUGGCCAUCGCGUUGAGCGCUGGGCGCAAGGAAUCGGAUGCUUCGAUGGGCCCAGAACCGUUGGCGCAACUCAACGACCUCGCCAGCGUUGGAGGCAUCAGCGUGCUGUGCGAUCUGCUCCAUCCCACCGACCCACAAGACGUCCAGAUCCAUGUGCUCAUGGUGCUAGCCAACAGCCUCGCCCUGUACAACGCCGUCAGCAAAUCGCAUGCCGCCGACUCGUUCACGCAGUCGGGGGCAUGCCAGCCGUUGAUUCAGUGCUUGUCGAGCGGGGUGGAGGACUUGGAGCUCCAGUCUAUUCGCACCAUGUUUCACUUGUGUAAGGCCAAGGGCACCACUGGUCAGGACGCCCUACGUCGAGUCGGAGCAACGGUCCAGCUGUGCGAGCUCUUGAGUGCGUCGUCUGAUGCGUCCGUGCCAGUCAAGAUGGACGCGACCAAGUGUUUACACGUGUACAUGGUCAACAACCCCGCGUGUCGAGAUGAAGUGGUGGGGCACAACGGCCUGACGAUCUUGGUUCAAACGCUGCUGCUUUUGACGGCUACGAGCCCCGACGCCGACGUGGACGUGGUAGUGGAGACGCUGCUGCUGUGUCUCGAGUCCGAGUUCGUCCAGCAGUACCCGAUUGAACGGGCGUUCGUCGCGCCUUUGUUUGGUGCGCUUCAGCCGCAUUUUGUGUCCGAGCCGGCCACAUUGACGUUGACGACGGCACUGGUGGCGGCCGACCACGCGCGGUACGCGGCCGUGUGCGCGACCCUGGCGGGGGUCAUGGACGCGUUGGUUUUGUGUUUGGACGAGGCCGAGGUCGUCUCCGCCGCCGCCCUCAAAGUCCUGCGCACCAUGUGCCCCGUAGGCGCGUGCCAGCCGUCCGUUGCUCGAGGAAUCGCGUCCGCAAAUGGCCUCGUGCGUGUCUUGCAAUGGCUGGCCAAAAUCACGAGCGUCAUGCCCGUUCAAAGCCAAGACGAAAACGACGAGAUAUCGUUCCAAGAGGAUCUGCUGACAAUCUUGAACGCGUUUUGCUCACAGGUGGAAUAUGUGGGGGACGUUGUGGGUUACCAGGGGGUGCCCAUCUUGUUGGCGUUGUUCACGUACCAACCCCGCGUGCUGGAACUCUCGGCGCGGGCGAUCGCGCAAUUAGCCAAAGCGUCGCCAGCAGUGCUGAACGAGCUCAUUCCGUUUGGGGCGAGCCAGGGCUUUGAACAGAUUCUGGGAAACCCCAGGGCGUCCGUGGGGACCAAAGAGUCGGCGCUCGUGUUUUACACGCUCAUGGGGGAGCGUUCGUCCGACAUUAUCCUGUCCGCGGCAGGUGCCGUCGCCCUCUUUGGCCUCGUGGAUGACCGGGCGUUGCACAAGCUUGCGCUGGGGGCGAUCGGCAGCCUCACGGGGGGGGGGUACAAUCAUCGGUCCACCCACCGGUUGGAGUUGCAGCACCAGGUCGUGGCGUCGCUGUACGGCGCGGUGCUGCAUCCGCUGCUUGUGGGUGGCACCCCCGAUCUCGACGUGUUGACUUUGGCGCUCCAGGUGGUGCGUAACACGUCGCACAUUUCGUCGGCGGUGGACUUGGGGGUUGUCGAGGCGGUCGUGGCCUGCCUCCCCCGCGAGGUUCCAGGGUUGGCAUGGGACGUGCUUGUCCAAUGCUUGCAAUGCGCAGCGGCGACCGCGUGGACCCACGUCGGCACCCUCCAAGCUGUGUACCGCCAUAUCUUGACGGUUCUAAUCGAUCAACCCGACUCGAAUGUGAUCCAGAGUUUGCUCCGCUGUUUGGAGAUUGCACUGGCCCAUCCUGGCUGGAAAACCAUCUUUGUAGCGUGGGUCCUCUCUCAGCAGCAAAUGUUUAUCGACUUUUGCGAAGCACUGGGCGAGCGCCUGGACCGAGCGUACGUGGCGCCGCGCCCGGGGGUGGAGGUGGGGACACUUCUGGCGGUCGUGUCGGCGCUGUGCCGAGUCCGCCGCCUUGUACCGCUGCUCUUGCAGGCCGACUUACACGUGAGUGUCCUGAACGGCCUGAAGUCACCGGACGACGACGUGGUUGACGUUGUGCUGGCGUGUAUGCAAGCGUUUCUGCCGCACGUUCCGUUUCAAACAGCCGCGUUAGCGCCCAACUCGGUCGUCGUCGAUCGCCUCGUGCACUUGUACAGUCUAGACAACGUCCAAGCUGCCCACUUGCUAAGCACGUUGUCGCAGAACCACGACCAGUUUCCAGUGUCCACGGCGUUUGUGACAACGUUGCUGCACCAACUCGAGAGUUCGACCGCCGCGACCCGAUCGUUGUCGGAACACAUUCUGAGCCACGUCACAGACGAACUCUUGUACGCUCAGCACCCCGUGUGGACAUAUAUUGUCGACACGCGCAACCUGCGCAUAGUCAACCACAUCCUCCUCCACAUAACCAGCCACAACCACGUGCUAAUCGCGACCAUCGGAUGUGGUCAGGUGAUUGUCGACCCCACAUCUCACGAAGCCAGCACCUUUCAGGAGGCGUUGCUGCAGUUGCUCGUCCAAUCCACCCACGUCAAGGUCCGCGGCAUGGCUGUCGAGGCGCUGGCGACGUUGGUCGUGCCCGCCAACCCUCCUCUUCCCUACAAUGAGAAUGAAGAUGUGGUUGCGGACACCAUUAGUAGUAGCAGCUCCUUCUUUACGUGUCCAUUCGCCCGAGCCAUCCUCAGCACGCUGCCGUCGCACCCGUUAGCAGUAGCCACGUUGAUCCGGUUCGCGUUGGAAACCAAGCACUGGGACCUCGAGCCGUUCUGGCAACAAGUGGCGACGUACCGCAUGCGAGCCAAGUUUGUCGAGGCAAUGCGCGACAACGUCCACGAAUCCAGCGUGGUGGCGCUCUCGGCGUUCUUGGCCUCGUCCAAACUGCUCAAAACGCGCGAAGUCAACUCGCUCGUGUCGGUGGCGUCUGGAAUUGCCCAACGAAUCAACGCCCAGCCCGACGACGACAGCUCGACCAGUAGUACUACUACAGUGUGGCUAACCCUAAUGCUGCACAUGAGUGGCGUGUCGCGGCUCGCGCACGCGAUGAUCGACGGCGGCGCCGUCGAGUGCAUGAUGGAACGCCUGGGGCAGUACGAGUCGUGCCAGACAGUGUUGAUCCACUUGCUGCGCUACAAAUCUGCGACAGAGCGCCUGCUCAAUGGCCACGGGGUCGCCCGCCUGCUGUCGCUCGUCGAUUCCAACCAAUCGAACCGCCACGUGUUGCUUGAGCUUCUCGGGAUUGUCUCCACCAUCGCACACCACCAAAAGGCGUUCCGCGUCGCAAUGCUUGGAUCCCUCAAACUGUGGGCGUCGCUGCUCCACCAAUCGAUUUCCUCGUCGUAUGACGUUGCCCUGGCUACGCUGGUCGUCCAAGUGCUGGCGUCGUUGUGUGAACUCUACGAAAUCCGAGUCCAAGUGGUCGUGGUGCCAGACAUUUACAUGGAUUUAAUCACGUGGCUACACCAUGUGGCCACGUCCUCGGACACUGCCCACGACUUGAUUCUCAAUGCAUUGACGUUGAUUCACUAUCGCGUCGUUGCAACAACAACAUCGAGCAGCCCCGCCAGUAUGUCCAAUGGCCACGACGACCAAGACCAGCAUGUCGUGUUGGAUCUCGUGCUCGGCCUAGCGGUACUCGAACGCCAAACGUACUUGUCCGUGUACUUGAAAGCCCUGGAAACGAUGCAUGCUCUAUGGAGCUCGUCCACUACUCUCUUCCACGACGAUCCCCGAUGGCGCCUCAUCUUCGAGCACUUGUCGGCCCUAUUCUUGGCCGGUUUCCCCACCGGCGCGCCGCCAGACGUCCAGACGGCGUUGCUCCCGUUUGCGACCGACUUGGGGCUCCAUCGGACGUCGAUCGUCCCCAACCAACUGCUCCAGUGGCUCGUACUAUCGUCGUUUGACGCCAACCACCCGCUGGUGUUUCCGCUCUUGGUGCAACUCGUGUGCACGUCGCCUUCGUUUGUCUUGUUUUUGAGAACCCACACCCACUUCAUGACCAGCCUUCGCGUCCUAAACCAUCCACUCGCCCGACGUAUUUACGUGCUACUGGGCCAGGACGUGUGUGUCGCCUUGUCGGACCAUGCCAAGGCUGUGGAUGGGUGUUCACUCGGGCACGGCGACGCCGACGACGAGGAUGAAGAGGACGAAGGCGCGCCGGACACGUCGGUCGGGUUUGUCGAUCAGGACGGAGCUGCGUCGUCCCCCGAAUCGCACGAAGACCCCUCCGCUGCCAACCAUCACGAUAACGACAAUGACGACCAAGCGCUUUGGAACAACCUCCCCCCCAACACCACCACGACGGGGGCCCCACAACCAACGACCGCCGCCCCGACGUCGGUUGGUUCUGCGCCCUUUGCCACGUUUGAAAACCACGACCAAGUGCUCAACAGCCGUCGCUCGUCGUCGGCUUCGACACCGUACGAUGCGACCGGCGGGUAUAGUAGUAGUACACACCCUUCGUCGCCGGCAGCCGCACCUCCGUCUGUGGCCGAGGACUCUGUCACGUGUCGGCAUUGCUCGGGCGUCGUGACUGUCCCGCCGGGGGUGCUGGCGUACUUGGACACUGUGCCGUGCCCGCAUUGCCACCUCCCGCUGGGCAGCACGUCCUCGUCGUCGUCGGCGGCGGCGUCCGACACCAAGACGGUGUCGUGUACCCAGUGCUCUCGACCUCUGCAUUUGCCCGACGGGUUGGAUCUGCCUGAAGUCAUGUGUCCCUACUGCAACGCCAUCAACAAACUCAAUCGCCACAGCUCGCCGCCCCCGCCCCCAACAUCCGGAUCUUCCCGCCCCAAGACCAUGAAGUGCGGGUACUGCUCCCACACGUUCCUCGCACAGUCCAACCAGCCGACGAUCCAGUGCCCCAAAUGCACCAACGUCUCGCGCGUCGAAGGCUUUGACUGUACUACUACUAUUACCUUUCUCCAUGUUAUCUCCUUAAUCUCAUGGCUGGUUGUAGCUAUGAUCAAGGUCAACUGUGCAAGCUGUGGCACGCUCUUGGCGCUGCCCGCCGGCGUCAAAUCGUACAAGUGUAUGAAGUGCGCGCACGUUCAAAAGUAGAAAACACGAUCUUUUGCCACCACCAGAACGUGAAACACACAACUUAUACAGUGUGUCGUACACUAUUUUUAAGUCGAAUCCAUUAAACUAAGCAAGUCGUCGGUAUCGCCUCC